AGUUAUCCAGAUCACUUCCUGGCCAUGUGCACAGACGUGUGUUAAGUCUGUCGUAACUCAGGCCAAAGAGAAUUCUGUCGCCAUCGCUGCAACAAGCAGCCCACAUGCAGUAGCCCGGUCUGCGUGUCUGGAAACUCUCCAAACCUAUCAGCGUGAGGGGGAGAUAGUGGAACCUGCAGUGCGGAGGCGCCUGUCGUCACUCCCCCCACGCGUACGGACUGUCGCCAUCGGUUUGACGACGAACGCGCGUAAUCAGUGACAGCGCAUGCGGUGGAGAUGAAUCUCGUUGCCAGCAGAAUCGGGGAACAGAGGAUGAAGAUUUCUCGCGGGAGCAAGCUUUGAGAGUGGGCAUGCUGGUGAAGCAGCAGAAGCUGGCAGUGCCAUGAGUGCCCUGGACAUGCAGCUCGGCCUGGGGGAACCGCAGUGCACAGACCCCUGCCGCCCGGGUCCUUUCAGGCUCUGGGCCCGUCCAGGCAACUGCCCGGCAGGACCAGGCCAGUCAUGGCCAAAAGAGAUUACCUGGUAGAUGCAGCCAAGCAGAUCCGCAUGGCACUGGACCGGGAAGUGAGUGAGGACUACGAGGCAGCGUUCAACUACUACAAGAAUGGGGUGGAUCUGCUCCUGAAUGGGGUACAAGUAGAUCCAAACAAGGAACGACGAGAAGCAGUGAAGCGGAAGACCACCCAAUAUCUGAAGAGAGCAGAGGAGAUCUUCAACUCUCACCUGCAGGGCACUCUGGGAAGUGGAACUUCUCUAUCAGAGGGUUACAGCAGCCUGAGAUUUCGGCCAAUUAGAAACCUCAGCUCACCAGUGGAGGAUCUCAAGAUGUGUAAAGUCAUUGGGGUCAUUGAUAAGGUUCUCACAGUCCAAAACCUGAUUACCAAGGAGACAUUUGUUGUCAAAAGCUUGCCCAAGUCGAGCUGGGAGAGCCGGGACCAGCCCACCAUCAUUCCCCAGGGAGUGCCCUUCAUGGUGAAGCUCCUGAGGUACUAUGUGAGUGAGGAUACAGUGUACCUGCAUCUGGAGCACGUUCAAGGAGGACGGCUCUUCUCCAAACUACACAAGUCUAGAAAUGACAAGGUGAAAGAGCACCCUGAAUGCUGCAGCCCCAACCACAGGAAGAUCCGUCUGAAGACCAGCUACACCGCUCCCACCAUCAGUCUGGACUACCAGCAGAGCCACAGGGGCAGCAGGGCCGCGGUACCACCGCCGGAGGACGGAGAGGGGCGGCAGGACCACGCGGAGAGCCCAGAAACCGACUCCCCGGCAUCCUGGGACGAGGCUCAGCGUCGCCUGGAGAGCUGCCGGACGCACGCGUACUGUGAGGAGACGGGCUGCCUGUACAGCGCCAGGGCCGGACCCCAGCACCUCGGAUCGGAGCCAGCCGGGGACCUCGGACAGCUGGGCUCAGACAACCCACCCUCCGCGGAUGCACCACUCAGCACUAACACUCUUUCUGAAACUCAGGAAAACCCACAUCAUCAACCUCAAUGCUGCUACACUAGAGACGGCCAUAGGACUCCAAACCAUGCGAGGGCUGCCUCGGCACAGGAAGUCAAGGAAGCCGAGUCCAACUUGGAUUCUGACGUUGAGCGGAAGUGGAACAACGCUGCUCCACCUCGGGACUGUGGGGGUUUCAACACUGAGUUAUCCACUAAUCCAUGCUCUGGCAUAGUGGGAGUCAACAGAGUACCUCAAAUGACUCAGUCCUUAGCAGCCAACGCAGGUGUGGAGAAGGACUUGAGUCAAGUCAUUAGCUUACAUUCGGGGAAGAGCUGCACUGCUCCCGCAACACUGCACUUACCUUUCAGCAACCAAAUCCGGGAUAUUGGUGUGGAGGCAGAAAACGCCACUGAGGGAAUUGACUGCAGCAUGAAUGAAAACAUGGACAGUACAACAGGCCUGGUUCUCACCAUGCACAAAAUCCGAAAGGGAGGGGGGUUGGCGGGAAGGCAAACCGAUGAGAAGACAAAGGGCAAUUUAGACGCCAUGGUGACAGCCGAAAGGUCACCGUCUGUAACAGCUCUCACGCUCUGCGCUAGUCAUGCAGAGAGUGUGACGGGGACACCUUCAGGGAACUCUCAGUCACUCGCCGUCCCUCUUUGCCGCCCCAUGGAACUCCAGCAGGGGACCCCUGCAGGCAUGUCCCCGGAUGCCACGGGGGCAGGGGUCCUCAAGGCACAUGCUACCAGGAACAGAAGGUCUGAGGAGGAGGUGUGGGAGGUGCAGAGCCCCUCGGGCAAGCAGAAAGGGGUGCCUCGGCAGGAUCCGCUCACAGCCGCCACGGUGCCCGCUUCCCUCCAGUGUGAGUCCAUCGAGGUGAACGGCUGGUGCCUCCUGUCUCGGUUUCCAUCCAGGAAGCCCACAGACAGGGCCAGGCUGGGCUGCUGGGGGCUCCCCGAAGGACAGGUGCGACUGUGGGGCGCCCAGAUACUGCUGAGCCUGGAGAGCCUGCACCAGCAGGGCAUUUUGUGUCGGGACCUCAACCCUAAGAACAUCCUGCUAGACAGCAACGGAAAGGCCUGUCUGACAUAUUUUGGUCAGUGGACUGAAGUGCAGAAUGAGAUCAGUACCAAAGCCAUGGAGCAAAUGUACUGUGCCCCAGAAGUGGGAGGUGUGUCAGAACUCACUGAAGCUUGUGAUUGGUGGAGUCUGGGAGCACUGCUGUAUGAACUCCUGACUGGAAUGCCCCUCUGGCAGUGCCAUCCUGCAGGAGUCCUCCCUCACACCCAACUCCUCAUUCCAGAUGACCUCAGCACUGCAUCAGCCUCCCUACUCACUGAGCUUCUGCAGUUUGAUGCUGGCUACCGCUUGGGUUCCGGGGGAGGUGGUGUGAUCGACAUUAAGUGUCACCCCUUCUUUAGUCCUGUCCCUUGGCAUGCGCUCAACAACUAGCCAGUCAACGAAAGGACCUUCCAACAAAUGGCCUGGUUUCAGAAGUGCAGCUGCUCCAAGCCUUGCUGCAUCAGCACCAUUCCCAAGGGGCCAAAGAACCAGGAGAACCAAUCCACUCGGUACAGUACAUCGUGCUUCUCGUGGUUCCCAACAUUGCCCGCCCCCAACGAAGUGACGAGAGACUGAAUGACUGAAAAGACUGACUUGGGACAGAGACAAAAUUAAGGAACAAUUCCUUUUAAGUAGAUCUGUUUUCAGAUCAGGAAUUUCCAAUCAGAAGGCCCCAAUAUUCAGAUUUAACACAAUGUGAAGUGUACAGUUUAGAUUCUGUGUCACACUGGGGGCCAAUGCCUAAAACGAUUAUAAAUGAAGGCAGAAUUACUAUUUGGAAUGGAUUUGCACCUUAGAAUGAGAAAAAUGUGGCCGUAUAAGUCAUGGGGACUAAACCUAUACAUUUGCAUUUAAUUAUUUUACUCUUUGGAGAUAAUUAGACAUUAUAACAUGGACAUUACACUGUAACUCCCAUUUCAAUAUGCAAACCCAGUUCCCCUGACACACAUCAAUAUGGAAUUUUUCUGCCUUAAAUACACUUUGUUUAAAUCACCAUGCCUACACUGUGUGGUCGUUUGACGCUGAUAUCUACGUGAGCUCAAUCAGAGACUGACUAAAUAAGGAAGAACUUAGAGAAGACCACUUCAGCCCAGGUGGAAACAGUGACUUGAGGUUUCUGGGGAAAAACAAGCACGCGAGAAUGAAAACCAUCUGGUUUAUAUUUGACUCUCCUCCUUCCUGGUGCCACAGGUUGUACUUCCUCUGAUUCAGUUUGAAGCAUAUCACUCUUCCACCAUGCGGUCGUCCUCCCUGUCUCACCUCCGUCACCAAAGCCCAUUUGAGUGAUGUAGACUCUGACCUAAAAAGGUCUUCCUAGCACUGUGUGAGAAGUUAAUUUUACCUGAGCGCUCCUGUGAGCUCACCACAAAUGUGUUCUGAGAUGUUUGCAGUAUUUUAUCACGCCAGGUCUAUUUUACCAUAAACUGAACACCACUGCAGAUUCAUCUGUGCAAUAAAUCCUCGUAGUGAUUUUUGUAGACAUUUUUCAUGGGAACUACAAUGUUUAUCAAGGCAGUACAUUUUAUGCAGGACCUCAUUUCCUGCAUCUGGGCCUUGAACAUAUAAGGAUUUAGCAUAAGAAAGGCAAUUUGAAAGUGUUGAUGCCUCCUCCUUUUCUCUGCAUGCUGUAAGGAAAGCUUUUCCUGUGUACAAGAGUUACAUAUUUUUUUCUCCUUUUAAACUCUGUUUAAAACCUGUUAAGAUGUACAUUGCCAGAUGGACUUUGUCACAAUUUAUGACAUUGUUUAAAAAAAAAUAAAACAUUUAAAAAAAA
This is a messenger RNA of Anguilla anguilla (European eel), 4279 nucleotides long. It is a transcript of the gene rps6kl1, whose product is annotated as ribosomal protein S6 kinase-like 1. Bases 502 to 2895 code for a protein of 797 amino acids. Lineage: Eukaryota; Metazoa; Chordata; Actinopteri; Anguilliformes; Anguillidae. The record is from RefSeq and is a predicted model, not a curated record. The transcript is spliced from 12 exons. Gene Ontology annotation, biological process: protein phosphorylation. Gene Ontology annotation, molecular function: protein kinase activity; ATP binding.